Sceloporus undulatus (fence lizard) is the source of this 7480-nucleotide messenger RNA. RefSeq names its product multiple EGF like domains 11 (gene MEGF11). The coding region runs from base 1105 to 4515 and encodes 1136 amino acids. The record is from RefSeq and is a predicted model, not a curated record. The transcript has 32 exons. Gene Ontology annotation, molecular function: protein binding; scavenger receptor activity. NCBI's taxonomy places the organism in Eukaryota, Metazoa, Chordata, Lepidosauria, Squamata, Phrynosomatidae.
UUGAGCUUAGCGCCUGAGGCGUUGGACUACAACUCCCACAAUUCCUCCCUCUAACAUUAUAUUGAAGGGAAUGCUGGGAAUGGUAGUUCAGAAAUAACAACAACAACAAUAAUACAGUAUAUGGAGGAUGUAACUCUCCCCCCCAAGCUUUUGUACUGUCGAAUAUUUUUGGGAAAGUUACUUUUUUGGACUACAUCUCCCACAAUCCCUUCAGAUUAUGCCUUCCACGAAAUGCGGAAGAAGUUUCUCCAGUCGGUGCUUUUCCUUGCAUUUUUGGAGAAUUAAAAUAAAUGGAGCCCAAAUGUGGGAAAACGGACCGUGAAAGCCAAGAAAAGGGCUCCUCUCCUCUGCUUCUGAAGACUUGUGCAGUGAGAUCCUAUGAACCUUCCCUUAUUGUUGCAUGUUCUCUUGCGCACGGCUCCCAUCUGUUCUCCGCAUUCCCUUCCAAGGAGGCAUAAAAAGAGUUUGUGCUGACACACCUCUCGGGAUGCAGGUAAAAAAGAAGAUCUUGGCUCAGGCAGAAGCCAGAGGAGCGUUACUCCAGGGCUCAGGGGCUCUGAGAUUUUGGCAGACUGCUGGCUGAACCGGCUAAGACACAUGAAGGUCAAAAGACUGGCCGGAGGUCAUCCGUUGAGCCGUGUAUCUCUGCCAGGAUGGCCGCCAAGCCUUCCUCCUGCUUUUCCUGUGUCUUGUUCCACUCGCGUCUUCUUGUGCCAAGAGAAGAGCACCACCCUGGAUUCCUUCCUAGGACAUAAUGAAGACAGAUGGUUUACCUGGCAACGCUGAUUCUUGCCUUCUGUCUGAGGGCAAGCGGAUCAGAAGAGAGGAGGGGGAAUCGAAAGAGGGUUCACCCAGCCCACAGUUGGUUUCUGAGCUCCAGAGAAGAUGAAGCCCAGGAGCAGCGCCCAGGAAAAAAGGGAAAGGUGAAGUCUUUGCUGGAGCAGCUUCGGCGGAUGAGGAGAGGAUGGAGAUCCCGGCAGCGGCAUAGAACAGCAAAUCUUCUAAGGAACAUCUAAAACUGAGACAGCUUCCUCCUGUCAAUGAAGUCUCCAAACUUCACCGAUUCAUAGCUGCAAAGGAGUUACAACACACUGAGAAAUAGCAAUGAUGUUCUGUCUCCUUCUGUGGUGGAACCUCAAAGUCCUGGCCCUUUCUCUCCUGCUGAAAGCCACCAACUCCUUAAACCCAGACGACCCGAAUGUUUGCAGCCACUGGGAAAGCUACGCCGUGACUGUUCAGGAAUCGUAUGCCCAUCCUUUUGAUCAGAUCUAUUACACAAGAUGCACCGAUAUCCUGAACUGGUUCAAGUGCACUCGACACAGAAUAAGUUAUAAAACGGCGUACCGGAGGGGGCUGAGGACGAUGUAUCGGCGACGGUCACAGUGCUGUCCGGGAUAUUAUGAGAGCGGAGACUUCUGCAUCCCUCUCUGCACUGAAGAAUGUGUCCACGGAAGAUGUGUUUCUCCUGACACCUGUCACUGUGAACCAGGAUGGGGAGGUCCAGAUUGUUCCAGUGGAAGGGCCAUCUCUGAAGGGCCGGUCGCACACACGGCGUCACCAGCCGGGAGUAGCAGAAACCGCACCUUCAACAGCUGUGACAGUGAGCACUGGGGACCGCACUGCAGUAACCGUUGCCAGUGUCAGAACGAAGCUCUUUGCAACCCCAUCACAGGCGCCUGUGUCUGUGCCAUUGGAUAUAAAGGAUGGCGCUGCGAGGAUUUGUGCGACCCCGGAAGCUACGGGAAAGCCUGCCAGCUGAAGUGCCAAUGUCACAACGGGGCCACCUGUGACCAUAAGACUGGAGAGUGUCACUGCGCUCCUGGAUACACAGGCGUGUUUUGUGAAGAGCGUUGUCCUCCAGGCAGCCACGGCCCUCAGUGUGAACAGCGGUGCCCGUGCCAAAAUGGGGGGACUUGUCACCACAUCACGGGAGAAUGCGCCUGCCCUCCAGGAUGGAUGGGCUCUGUGUGUGCCCAGCCGUGCCCAUCAGGAACGUACGGUGUCAACUGCAGCCAGGAUUGCCCAUGCCACAACGGUGGGCAGUGUGACCAUGUAACAGGGGUAUGCCUCUGUACAGCAGGAUACAUAGGAGACAGGUGCCAAGAGGAGUGUCCGGUGGGCACCUUUGGCUUCCAGUGCUUGCAGAAAUGUGACUGUGAGAACCGGGCCAAGUGCUACCACAUCAAUGGGGCGUGCAUGUGUGAUCCGGGCUUUAAAGGAAUUCAUUGCCAGGAGCGAAUGUGUCCUGAGGGAUAUUACGGCCUCAAAUGCAACAAAAGGUGUCCUUGCCACACUCCAAACACGGUCAGCUGCCAUCCUUUGUCUGGGGAAUGCAACUGCAAAGCUGGCUGGGCAGGGCUUUACUGCAAUGAAACCUGUCCCUUGGGAUAUUAUGGAGAAAGCUGCCAACAGGUCUGCUCCUGCCAGAAUGGAGCCGAUUGUGACAGCAUCACGGGAAAAUGCACAUGUGGACCAGGAUAUAUGGGGGAGAACUGUUCCAUUACAUGCGCAGCUGGAACCUAUGGCAUCAACUGCUCAAUGAUCUGCAACUGCAGAAACGAUGGCUCAUGCUCCCCGGUGGACGGUUCCUGCUUUUGCCGAGAAGGUUGGCAAGGAGUGGACUGUUCCAUCCCUUGUCCGAGCGGCACUUGGGGUCUCAGUUGUAACCAGACCUGCUAUUGUGCCAAUGGAGCUGCCUGCGACCCGGUGGAUGGGAUGUGCCUUUGCUCCCCUGGAUGGCAAGGGGACUUCUGUGAUGAACCAUGCCCUGAUGGGACCUACGGCCUGAAUUGCAGCGAACGCUGUGACUGCAGCCAUGCAGAUGGAUGUGAUCCUGUCACGGGAUAUUGCUGCUGUCUUGCUGGAUGGACAGGCAUCCAUUGCGAUAGCGUCUGCACCCAGGGACGCUGGGGACCCAACUGCUCCAUUGCCUGUAACUGCGAGAAUGGCGGGUACUGCUCCCCAGAGGAUGGGACCUGCGAAUGCGCGCCCGGCUACCGUGGACCCAUGUGCCAAAGAAUUUGUCCUCCGGGUUUCUAUGGGCAUCACUGCAGCCAGCCAUGCCCACAGUGCAUUCACAGCACAGUCCCUUGCCAUCACAUCACAGGACAUUGCAGUUGCCUCCCGGGGUUUUUUGGUCCGCUCUGCAACCAAGUGUGCCCAAGCGGAAGAUAUGGGAAGGACUGCACAGAAACAUGUUUGUGUACGAACAAUGGAACCUGCAAUCCGAUUGAUGGAUCUUGCCAGUGUUUCCCCGGCUGGAUAGGCAAAGACUGCUCCCAAACUUGUCCAGUUGGCUUCUGGGGUGCGGAUUGUUUCCACUCUUGCAGCUGUCACAAUGGCGCAACAUGCAGCCCUCAUGACGGCGAAUGCAGAUGCACCCCUGGCUGGACCGGUCCCUACUGCACACAGCGAUGCCCACCUGCCUUCUAUGGGAAAAACUGUGCCAACGUCUGCCAGUGCCAGAAUGGGGCGGACUGCGACCACAUUACGGGGCAAUGCACAUGCAGAACUGGGUUUACUGGGAAACAGUGUGAGCAAAAGUGUCCACCGGGAACCUUCGGUUACGGUUGCCAGCAGCUGUGCGAAUGCAUGAACAAUGCAACCUGUGACUAUGUUACAGGGACUUGUUACUGCAGCCCAGGCUUCAAGGGAAUCCGCUGUGACCAAGCGGCUCUCAUGAUGGAAGAAUUAAACCCCUAUACUAAAAUUAGUCCGGCUCUUGGAUCCGAGAGGCAUUCAGUGGGAGCAAUCAUUGGAAUUAUUAUCCUCCUGCUAAUUAUUAUGGUUUUGCUGGCACUGUUUGUGUGGUAUCGACGGAAGCAGAAGAAGGGCCAUGACAUGCCAAGCGUCUCGUACACUCCAGCCAUGCGGAUGACAAACACCGAUUACUCACUCUCCGAUGUCUCCCAAGGUAGCGGCAGCGCACACUGUUUUUCCAACCCCAGCUACCACACCUUGCCUUGCGGUGUGACGUCACGGGUCUUUCCCAGUAAUCUGGAUGGAAACCUCUCCAGGAAGCUCAGUAACAAAAUCCUUGACAGAGACACUGCAGACUGGAGAGCCUACUGCUAUCUCAAUGAUCUAGGUGCUUGUGGGAUGAAUAGACGUCAGAACACAUACAUUAUGGAAAAAGGCUUCAAAGACUAUAUGAAGGGAUCCGCCUGCAGCUCCAGCACCUGUUCCCUCAACAGCAGCGAAAACCCUUACGCCACCAUCAAAGACCCCCCCAUCUUGACAUGCAAACACCCCGAGAGCAGCUAUGUGGAAAUGAAAUCCCCCAUUCACCAGGAAUCAUCAUAUUCUGACACGCCAGCCUUGUCAACCGCUAACAGAAACAUCUAUGACGUGGAGCCCACCACGGUCAGUGUGGUCCACGAGACCCGUCCCCGCAACGCUGGCUACAUCCAAAAUCCAUACGACCUCCCCAGGAACAGUCACAUUCCCUGUCACUACGACGUCCUCCCCGUAAGACACAGCCCGACGCAUGGGACCCUUUGGGACAAGCAGUCGUAAAGGGCUGUGUGACGUCGCCCCUGUAAACAAACACACUGCUCUCGGACACCACGAACGAGGAGAUGACAAUCCGUUCUGUUUUGCUCUGCUACAUGCUGGAGAAAACAAAAAUUAAGACAAGACACACCAGACCAGAAACCUAAAUGGACACGCAUUUGGGGCCAACUUCCUUCUGCAUGAAACUCAUCAUUUUACAAGACAGUUUUUUAUACAGAUCAUAGGAAAACCAAGAAAACUCUGCAUACAAUGGGAGGGAAAGGGGAAGACGUCUGGAAGCCAUCGGUCUCCAGUUCCACACAGGCAAAAUGUGUUUUCUUCACUUUUGUUUUGCUUUUUAAAUUGGAGAGGCAUGGAGCGAAGGGAGAUCAAACUCCCUUUGCUUCACCCACUUGUAGCUGCACCUGUACUAUACUAUCGCUUGCUUCAAGAGAUCUUUUACUUUUUGAAGACAAGAUGUUCAGAAAGAUUGUUGGACUCUGUUGCGGGGUAAAGGAUGCAUGCCCAGAGCAAACCCAGGGAAAAUUGUGCUUCAGCUGUGAGCAUUAUCUGAAGAUGCUGCUGUCAUGGCUAGACUAUGUGGUUGAGCACCAUUUCAUUCCUCCGUGAGAAGCUUGAGUGUCUAGCUGCUAUUUAUGAUUGUGAGUGGAAUGUAAAAGAGGUUGGUGGGAGUCUCUGAGGAUUACAAUGGCUGCAGAAGCUUCAGAAUGAUCCUUGCUCAGAUCAAUGCAGAGCAGCAAGUGUCAAGACCCAGAGAAAGGUGGCACCCGGCUGAGAUUUCGCUUCCGUGUUCCUUGUACAUUUCUUGGUUUCUUGUGUCCUAUUGGAGCUGGUCUCCUUCAGCCCAUCUUGGAGAGAUGUGGUUGAGCCAACUGACUGACAGCGGUUCUCCUUUAGCAUCCCCACCCUGCUCUUCUCAAUUGCUCCAUGCCCUGGCUGGCUACCUAGAUGGCCACCACAGGCGACAAUCCCAAAAUGCUCAUUUGCCUCUCCUCCUCUACAAGAAAAGAUUUGCUGGACAGAGCUUAGAUACAGUAGCCCUAGCAAAAGGAAAAAGCCCCAUGUGCUGUUUCCUAUACAUCGGAAGUGAGGCUCAUCAAAGGCUUGAAGGACCAGCAAAAUGAUACACGCAGGUGAGGCAUCAGGCAACACUUGGUGCCCUCCAGAUGUUGGAGACUUCAACUCCCAAGAGCCCCAGCCAGCAUGGUCAAUGGUAAGGGUUGUAAGAUCAGUAGUUCCAAGUCAGGAGCCAAAGGUUCCCAAUCCCAGCUUUUACAACACUUCCAACCAUUGCAAGGGUACUUUAUCAUACCAAGGCCUCCCCAAAUUGGUCCAACCAGACCCAUAUUAUAGCAAUACUGGCACCUUCUUCACUCUGGUACCUACUGGGAACAUUGGCCUACAGCCCCCAUUUCGCAGGCUGAGGUUUCUGGGAGUUUCUUUCCAACAUCUCAUAGUUGAUAAAUGGUGGUAGUCUGUGAUUCUGCAUUGCUCUUUCAUGGUAGUACCUGGAGGCAGCAGGGAUUGAACCUGGGACUUUGGGGAUGAAAAGCAUAUGGUUGGUGACUGAAUUACCAAUACAGAGCCUGUUGUAAGUCAGUCUGUUGGUCCAUACAGCUCAGUAUUACCUACACCAGGAGUAUCAACUGUGUGGCCUUCCAGAGGCCGGGCUGCAACACCCAGCAUCCUAACACACAAUAAUAUCUGGAAGGCUGUAUGACUUAUCUUCACUCACCCAUCCACCCACCCACCAUUCAAUGGGUCUGCUGUAGCUGGGACUAACCAUUUGAUAGAGAGAUGAGGACUCUAUAGAUCUCCAAAUGGUGUCACACUCCAGAGGCCCAAACACAUCUGCUUGCAUCAGGCCGUUUAAACCCAUUUCCACUGUUUAGGAUUGUAAAUUGUAAUGCAUGGGAGAGAUGUAUUGAAAACUGACCAAAAUUAGGCAAGCUCAGUCCCUAAGUCGAAGCAAGAGCAUCCUUUCUCAAAGGAGACGGGGAAGAGUUAGAGGAGGAGGUCUUUCUGCCCUCUCUGUCAGACAGAGCCAGGCCAUUCCCAAGGAAGAGUCAAGGCAGGCAAGAUUUGUCCAAGGCACUGGAGGCAAUGUAAUUAUUUACAGGAAUGCUGCAUGUGUGCAUGGGGGGAAAGUGACCGAUCAGCAAUAGCCGUUUUACUUUCCAGGAAAGCCUUAUCCAAAAACAUUAAAGAAGUAGCAGAACCUUAUUUUGUAGGGCCACUAGGGAUAUAUAUUUUAAUUACAUGUAUGGGGGAGGGAGAGGGGAUGACUUACCUCAGAAUCAGUGGUGCGACAAAGUCCUCCCUCGAAGGCUUUGUAUUCAGACAGGGACAGGGUAACUUCUUGACUGUGUUCACAUCUCACUUGCAAGUUCGCAUAUUUGACUUGGAUGAAGCAAAGUCAUGCAGACUGUUGCACACCAUCAAGCGGGCUGUUGUUGUGUGUCUACAUCACAUUCUGGACUUGAAACAACAUUCAGCAUUUUCCACCGCUGCCUUGGGUAUGGUGGAAACAUACAUUGAAAACAUGGACAAGCCCCAGUCCUACUCCUUUAGCAAAGGUAUGCAAGCUUUCAAGUCAACACAGCACUCUUCCUCUGGCAACAACACAGACAGUGUGAGUCCAAAAGAGUACAUAUGUUCCACUACUGUCCGGUUUGAGACUGGGUCAGGUAGAUGACUGUCCUUUGGCUUUGAGGAAAGCUGGAUGGCCAAAAUUAAGUGGAAGAGGAAAGAAGUGUGUACUGCAUCCAGCAGGAGACAGUGAAAAAUCCAUAUUAUACAUAUAUAAAUAUAUAGAAAUAUAUAUAUAUAUAUAUAUAUAUAGCAUUCCUUUAAAAAGGGAUCUCUAGACAUUGUAAUGGCAAUACUUUUUUAAAGCAAGACAUAUUUGUAAUAUUUCUUGACCACGCAAAGAGUGGUGUACCUUGUAAAAAAUAAACUGAAUUUCUGU